AUGGGCUGCGCCACCAGCAAAGAAUUGGGGGACCCUUGGGUGUUGGCAAGCACCGGUCACGCCAAGCAGCUGGAGCGGUGGCUGGACCUGGGCGGCAAUGCCAGCGCACUCGACCGCCAGGGCGGGCGCGGCACGCUGCUGCACGCCGCCGCACAGCACGAUCAGCUCGAGUGCAUCCGGGUGCUGCUCAAGGCGGGGGCGGAUGUGAAUGCGGUCACCAAGCUGCGCGGCUCGCCGCUGCACGCCGCCGCGACGCACGCCACCGGGCGCGCCGUGCAGGCGCUGCUGGACAGCGGCGCCGACCCCAUGCUGAAGAAUGCCGAGGGCAAGACGGCCAUCGAUGUGGCGGCGGCCAGCGGCAACCAGACCAGCGCUCAAAAGAUGAGCGUCCAUGUCAGCAAGCUGGCUGCGGCGCGGAAACGGGACAAGGCGGCGGCCAGGGCCAGCGGCAGCGGCUCCGCGGGGCUGGGCACGCCCAACGCCAGCGGCCACCUGCCAGCAUCGCCGGCGCUGCAGGGGCGGCCAAGCGGCGGCCAGUCGGGGAACCUGAGCCCGGGCCUCUCUGCCAGGACCAGUGGGCGGUCCUCUGGCGGCGUGGUGCUAGCCCAGACUAGCGGGGCUAUCAGCCUGGGCCAGUCUGCCGGCCUCGGUGCUCGGCAGUCGGGUGGGCCAGCCGAGGUGAACGGCAAUCAGGUGCCACAGACGGCGGCGGUGGCAGCAGCCACAGAAGCAGAGGACUACCGCCCGCCGUAUGCGGCCCUGCGGCAGGGCGACGCCCCGUCACCUUCGCCGCCGCCUGCGAGCGUUAGCCCCGGGCAGGCACCUGCAGCAGCAGCGGUGCAGCAGCAGCAGCAGCAGCAACAGCAGAGCGAGCAGGAGCCCUGGCAGCAGGCUCGGGUGGCUAAUGGCGCCACUACCGCUGCGUCAGGCCCCAGCGGCGGCAGUGCUCUGCUGGCGACGCUGGGGGAGCCCUCGGCCCCGCCUGCCACGCUGUCCCUCUUGGAGCAGGCCAUGCGCCCGCCCUCAGCCCCCACCGCAACUCAGUCGCUUGUUGACAGAGCACUGGGAGGCGCCCCGCCCUCGCCACAGCAGCCGGAGCAGCCGGAGCAUCUCCCCAAUUGGGGCCAGCAUCAGCGGCAGUCCUCGCCUGGCCAGCAGCAGGCGCCCCUGCCUCCUGCCAGCAGCUCCAGCAGCGGGAUGUGGGAAGGGGAUGAUGGGGAUGUGACACGCACUGUGUCCACCGCUGGAACCUCCAGCAGCGGCGGCUCCAGCAGCCAAGGCUCCUUCGCCCUGCUCUCUGACCCAAUCCUGAGCUGGGUCAACAGCCAGCUGGCCACGCGCCGGGAGCAGCAGCAGCAGCAGCAGACGCAGCAGCAGAGCAGCCAGCACGCGCACGCGCAGGGGCCGCAGCAGCCGCAGCAACAGCAGGAGGAAUCAACGCAGCAGGUGCAGCCGGCGCCGCACUCGGCUGGCGCUGAGGCAGCAGCAGCUUGGGCAGAGCAGCAGCAGCAGGCGCAGCAGGCGCAACAGGUGCAGCAGCAACAGCCGCACUCUGCCGGUGCCGAGGCAGCAGCGGCGUGGGCUGAGCAACAGCAGCAGGCGCAGCAGCAGGCACAGCAGCAGGAACAACCACACUCGGCCGGCGCCGAGGCAGCAGCGGCUUGGGCGCAGGGUGCUGCAGCAGCCGCGGCAGCCGCUGCGGCCACGGCCGCUGCAGCCCCACCCGCAGCCCCGCCGCCGCUGAAUGGCAGCGGCGGCAGCCAGGGCACUAGCCGCGGCAGCGGCGGCAGCACAAAUGUGCUGCAAACCCGCACCAGCAGCAAUUGCAUGGUGGACAUCCGGCCCUGGGAAAUCCAGUACGAGGAGCUGGUGCUGGUGCGCCCCAUCGGGGAAGGCAGCUUCGGCAAGGUCUACCUGGCCAAGCUGCACGAGACGUUGGUGGCGGUCAAGCUGCUGCUGUCGCUGCAGGACAUCAAGGGCUCGGCGGACGAGGCGGCGCUGACCCUGUCCAACCCCGUGCUGGUCAACCUGCAGAAGGAGUGCGGCCUGAUGGCCUCGCUGCGCCACCCAAACGUGGUGCAGUUCAUGGGCGUGUCCGCCUUCCCGCCCGCCAUGAUCACGGAGUACUGCGGCAAGGGGUCGCUGACGGACGUGCUUCGGGGCGGCCGCAUGUCGGCGCAGCGGGCGGCACAGCUCACCUGGUCCCGCCGCCUGAACCUGGCACUGGAUGCGGCCAAGGGCAUGCUCUACCUGCACCGCCGCGGCAUCAUCCACCGCGACCUUAAGAGCCCCAACCUGCUGGUGGACAGCACCUGGCGGGUCAAGGUUUGCGACUUCAACCUGUCCAAGAUUAUGGACCCGGAGCGCAGCGGCAGCGCCAAGACGGGCACAAUGGCGGGGGCCAACCCAAAGUGGCUGGCGCCAGAGGUGCUGGAGGGCAAGCCCACCUCCCCUGCCAGCGACGUCUUCAGCUUCGGGGUGGUGCUCUGGGAGCUGAUGACCUGGACCAUACCCUGGGAGAAGUCCAGCCCCUGGACGGUGGUGGCCCAGCUGAUGGCUGGCACCCGCCUGCCUGUCCCCGAAGCCGCGGCAGAGCUGCCGGGCGCCGCUGCCGACAACGCCGCCUUUGCGGCGUCGCUGCCCGCGUAUGCCGUGCUAGUGCGCUCCUGCUGGGCGCAGGACCCGGCAGAGCGCCCCGCUUUCGAGCAUGUCAUCAAGCAGCUGAGGCAGCUGUGUGAGGCGUCGCUCCGCCCCCAGGGCCGUGCCGUGGAGCGCUGA
Molecule: messenger RNA, 2778 nt
Organism: Chlorella variabilis
Lineage: Eukaryota; Viridiplantae; Chlorophyta; Trebouxiophyceae; Chlorellales; Chlorellaceae
Exons: 13
Coding region: 1-2778 (925 amino acids)
Biological process (GO): protein phosphorylation
Molecular function (GO): protein binding; protein kinase activity; ATP binding
Source: RefSeq, a predicted model, not a curated record